Molecule: messenger RNA, 447 nt
Organism: Torulaspora delbrueckii
Lineage: Eukaryota; Fungi; Ascomycota; Saccharomycetes; Saccharomycetales; Saccharomycetaceae
Gene: AIM7
Product: Aim7p
Exons: 1
Coding region: 1-447 (148 amino acids)
Biological process (GO): actin filament debranching; negative regulation of Arp2/3 complex-mediated actin nucleation
Cellular component (GO): actin cortical patch
Molecular function (GO): Arp2/3 complex binding; actin binding
Source: RefSeq, a predicted model, not a curated record
AUGUCCUCCUUAUAUAGAAUUGGUACUGCUACCAAGGAUGUUAUUAGGAAAUUCCGUACCUCAACAGCCAGAGCUGAAGUAAUUAGAUGUUUACCAAUCAAGAUUGAACCAAAGCCCUCGUAUGAGAUUGUUAUUGAAGAAGAAGAACGGGAAGAAUUAGAAGAUAUCACAGAUGUAGAUGAAAUGGCCGACAUACUUCCGGACAACAGUCCUAGGUUCCUGCUCACUGCAUAUCCCGUGACCACGAAGGAAGGAAUCAAGCAAACACCUCUGAUAUUGUUGUUUUGGAAGCCGGCUACUGUUGUAUCUCAAGAGUGGAAAAUGCUGUACGCCGGAGCACUCGAAAUGGUAAGAAACGAGUGUGGCACCUCAAAGCUAGUAGAAGUAACAUCGGGAUUGGAGGAUGAUGACGAUAUAGAAGAUCUGAAGCAACAGCUAAGUAAAUGA